CUCAUCACCACUUUUUCAUUCUUUCAUCCAACCAUGGCCAUCCCCACUGUCUACCCAACUAGCCAUGAAGAAGCGGCGCUGCUGGAGCCCUACACUUACAUCUGCUCAAACCCUGGCAAGGAGAUGCGUACAGAGCUGAUCGAAGCAUUCAAUACGUGGAUCAAAGUGCCCCCAAAGGAGCUUUCCAUCAUCACCAAAGUCGUCAAGAUGCUUCACACCUCAAGUCUUUUGAUUGACGAUAUUGAGGACGACUCUAUAUUGCGACGAGGUGAACCAGUCGCCCACAAGAUAUUUGGAGUGCCGGCAACAAUCAAUUGUGCAAACUACGUUUAUUUCUUGGCGCUCGCAGAGCUGAACAAGAUUCCCAACCCAAAGAUGCUCACCAUCUUCACUGAAGAAUUACUGUGUCUGCACCGAGGACAAGGAAUGGAGCUGCUGUGGAGAGAUAGCCUAACCUGUCCAACAGAAGAGGAAUAUAUCGCCAUGGUAAACGAUAAGACGGGAGGUCUACUACGUCUUGCCGUUAAACUGAUGCAGGCUGCCAGCGAUUGUCAAGUAGACUAUGUUCCAAUGGUAGAAUUGAUCGGUAUCCAUUUUCAGAUCAGGGAUGACUAUCUCAACCUCCAGUCCAGUCAGUACUCGGCUAACAAAGGAUUCUGCGAAGACUUGACUGAAGGAAAAUUCUCGUUUCCAAUCAUCCACUCUAUCCGCGCCGACACCUCCAGUCGAAAGCUCUUAAACAUCCUGAAACAAAAGCCCACAGAACCAGAGCUCAAGACCUACGCUGUCAGCUUAAUGAACGCUACAAAGACCUUUGAGUACUGCAGAGAACGGAUGGCAUAUUACGAGGAAAAGACCCGGGAAGAGGUCCAACGACUCGGUGGAAACGCAAGGCUGGAAAAGAUCAUUGAUCGAUUGAGUAUCCCAGACCCUAACGUCGAUGCCAACAAGGAUGUGGUCCCAAUGUUCAUCGCCAAUUCUGAGCACAAAUAGUACACUACCGACCGCUCCCUAUCAUUGGAGAAAGCAUAAAGAUAUAAUAAACAUAGACGCGGCUACAAACGACCAGCUUGAGUUUUUUUUUUAUUCAACUA
Messenger RNA from Gamsiella multidivaricata, 1094 nucleotides. RefSeq names its product isoprenoid synthase domain-containing protein. The transcript is spliced from 9 exons. The coding region runs from base 34 to 993 and encodes 319 amino acids. Gene Ontology annotation, biological process: isoprenoid biosynthetic process. Lineage: Eukaryota; Fungi; Mortierellomycota; Mortierellomycetes; Mortierellales; Mortierellaceae. The record is from RefSeq and is a predicted model, not a curated record. Gene Ontology annotation, molecular function: prenyltransferase activity.